This is a messenger RNA of Myotis lucifugus (little brown bat), 3094 nucleotides long. It is a transcript of the gene TRIM29, whose product is annotated as tripartite motif containing 29. Lineage: Eukaryota; Metazoa; Chordata; Mammalia; Chiroptera; Vespertilionidae. Bases 170 to 2620 code for a protein of 816 amino acids. The transcript has 8 exons. The record is from RefSeq and is a predicted model, not a curated record. Gene Ontology annotation, molecular function: zinc ion binding.
GGAGGCGGCCCUGUGCCGGCUCGCCCCAGCCUGUCCCUCCGCCUCCUCCUCCCUCCCCUCAAGGUGUGUCUCUGGGCUCCACCGCUGCCUGUCCCACUGCCCGGCAGACGCCACCGAGAGGCUACCACCGCAGCCCCUGACCCUGAGACAGACCCGCCAAGCGCCUGCCAUGGACGCCGCCGAUGCCGCCCGGAGCAACGGGGCCAGCCCGGAGGCCAGGGAAGCCCGCAGCCUGCCAGGCCCCGUGGGCAGCCCUGAGAACGGGGCCAAGGCGGACAGUAAAGACGCCAAGGCCACCAACGGGCACAGCGGGGAGGCGGCUGAGGGCAAGAGCCCGGGCAGCACCCCGAAGCCAGGGGAGGGGAAGAGCACCCUGUUCCUGGGGAGCGAGUGGCGGCGGCCCAUCAUCCAGUUCGUGGAGUCGGUGGACGACAAGGGCCCCAACUACUUCAGCAUGGACUCCGGGGACGGCAAGCGGUCCCCCUACGCUGGGCUGCAGCUGGGGGCCGCCAAGAAACCACCGGUCACCUUUGCCGAGAAGGGGGAGCUGCGCAAGUCCAUCUUCUCGGAGCCCCGCAAGCCCGCCCUGGCCAUCGGGGAGCCCGGGGACGCCAGGAGGCACAGCUUCCCCCGGGCGGACCCGGGCAGCCUGCCGCGCGCCAAGCCGGGCGCCGAGGAGGUCCUGUGUGACUCCUGCAUCGGCAACAAGCAGAAGGCGGUCAAGUCCUGCCUGGUGUGCCAGGCCUCCUUCUGCGAGCUGCACCUCAAGCCGCACCUGGAGGGCGCCGCCUUCCGCGACCACCCGCUGCUGGAGCCCAUCGGCGACUUCGAGGCCCGCAAGUGCCCGCUGCACGGCAAGACCAUGGAGCUCUUCUGCCAGACGGACCAGACCUGCAUCUGCUACCUGUGCAUGUUCCAGGAGCACAAGAACCACAGCACUGUGACCGUGGAGGAGGCCAAGGCCGAGAAGGAGACAGAGCUGUCCCUGCAGAAGGAGCAGCUGCAGCUCAAGGUCAUCGAGCUCGAGGACGAAGCAGACAAGUGGCAGAAGGAGAAGGACCGCAUCAAGAGCUUCACCACCAACGAGAAGGCCAUCUUGGAGCAGAGCUUCCGGGAGCUGGUGAGGGACCUGGAGAAGCAGAAGGAGGAGGUGCGGGCCGCGCUGGAGCAGCGGGAGCAGGACGCCGUGGGCCAGGUGAAGGUGAUCGUGGACGCCCUGGACCAGCGGGCCCAGGUGCUGCAGGAGGACAAGCAGACCCGGGAGCAGCUGCACAGCAUCAGCGACUCGGUGCUCUUCCUGCAGGAAUUUGGCGCUUUGAUGAGCAAUUAUUCCCUGCCCCCGCCCCUGCCCAGCUACCGUGUGCUGCUGGAGGGGGAGGGCCUGGGGCAGGCGCUGGGCAACUGCAGGGACGACCUGCUGAACGUGUGCAUGCGCCACGUGGAGAAGAUGUGCAAGGCCGACCUGAGCCGCAGCUUCAUCGAGAGGAGCCACGCGGAGAACGGUGGGUCCCUCGCGGGCGACCCGAGGCCGUGGGCACUUUCCUCUGUCAGUCCUGCUGCCUGUGCGGCUGGCACCCACCGAUGGCCCCUCAUUGUCCCCAGCCACCAUUGCACCUGCGGUAUUGGUACUAGGAUUCCGGGAGUGCAGUCCCCGUUGAACUUGCUGCCAAAGGCAGGCAGCCUCUGCAAGGGGCCUCGGGGCAGGGCCGCCGGGCCGCCGGCUCCCACCUGUCUCCCUGUGGUCGCCCGUCAGGCUCGGGCGCUGCAUCUGAUGCCAGCCCAGUCCAGCAGCUGGGUGGGUGCUGCCCCUUCUUUUUUAAAAACUAUUUUAUUGAUUCAGAGAGGAAGGGAGAGGGAGAGAGAAACAUCAAUGAUGAGAGGGAAUCAUGGGUCGGCUGCCUCCUGCACGGCCCCCACUGGGGACCGAAUCCACGACCCGGGCAUGAGCCCUGACUGGGAUCGAACCGUGACCUCCUGGUUCGUAAGUCGACGCUCAACCCCUGAGCCACGCCGGGCGGGCUGUGCUGACGCUUGUAAGGGCUCUGCAGACCUCGGGAGGUGGGCCUCGAGCCGCACCUGGGCUGGAGAGAGAGCCUGCCCGUCACCUGUGCUGAGUCCUCUGCGCUCAGGGGCUGGGCCGGGCCUGGGGGCCAGCGGGGCCAGCGGGACACAGCAUGUCCUGGUGACUCACAGCUCUCCUGACGGCAGCGUCUCUUCUGAAUCAUGCUCCACCCACAGAGCAGCCCCACCUUCUGCGAUGACAGCUCUUCCCCUUUGCUUCCCAGGGGGGGCCAGGACGUCGUACCAGCCCGUGUCCCCCAGCCGCCUCCCCAAGGACACCAACCAGAAGAACUUCAAUAAUCUCUAUGGCACCAAAGGUAACUACACGUCGCGAGUGUGGGAGUACUCCUCCACCGUGCAGGGCCCCGAGGACCUGCCCCUGCCCGGGCUCCAAGGCGGCUCCUCCUUCUCUCUGAAAGGCUACCCCUCCCUCAUGCGGAGCCAGAGCCCCAAGGUCCAGCCCCAGACUUGGAAAUCUGGCAAACAGACUUUGCUGUCUCACCACCGGCCAUUCUACGUCAACAAAGGCAACGGGAUUGGCUCCAACGAGGCCCCGUGAGCUCCAGAGGGAACGAGGCACCCCCCUCCCGCUGUCCCUGCUGCUCUUGCUACUGUCGCGGCUGCAGGAAGGCCGGUGCUGUGCCUGCCGUCCCCAGCCCUCUGCCCGCCCCCAGGGCCAUCCUGGCCACCCCCCUCCCCUUGGCCACACUCCACCCAGGCCGCUCUCCUACGUCCGGUUUCUAACGGUCGCGGUCUUCGUUCUGCUCAGCAGCCAAGCAUCACGGGGGUGGGGGACAAGUGGGCUUCUCUCCCCGACCCCCCACCUUUCUCUUCAGUGGGACUAGCGGUGGCUGCCACAGGGGAUCAGCCUGCCUCCUGUCAGGCCUGCUGCCCUUAGGAUGGGCCCUGCUCUCCAAGCCCUGGCCCCAGGCUGCGAGCAGUGGGUGCCUGGCCCAGCCCUCACUUCCCACCGGCGGGGGCCCAUCCAGGAGAGACUUGCUGUGCCCUGCCCUGGCCCUCCCUGUCCAGGCCC